AUGAUCAGCGAGUUUAUUAUAUUACUUCUACUUGUGUUUCUUCCUGUUUUUGUCUUCAAACGUCUUGGAAAUUUGCAUAUUACCUUCGAUUUAAAGAAAAAAUAUGAUGAAUUUGUAAGUUUAAGCUGAUAGAUCGCCUUUUAUUGUCAUACAUUUAUAAUUUUAUAUUUUCGAAAUUUUAUGAUCGUUUUGUGUUUAGAAAAGAGGAAAAAAUGGAAUAAAACUUGGACUUCUCACUUCCAACGCCUGGCCAAAUGAUCGUCAACUUCAAAUCAAAGUCGUCGCCUGUUUUGGCCUUAUGGUCUUUAGCAGGAUCAUGAACAUCUACAUUCCGCUAUGCGGAAGGUGGAUGGGUAAGCUUCUUUUCAAAUUUCAUUAUUCAAAGCUUAGUUUGGCGCCUCAGAUUUUACUAUUUAAAACUCGGCACAAUCCUAUGUCAAAAUUUAGUGAAGCAUUUGCGAUAUUUUGAGCUCGCGCAAUGUAGAAGCCAUCAAGAUUCUUAGGCUGUGAAUUGGGGAGAAUUAGUUAUUUUUUUGCCCUGUUGGUCAAAAAAGUUUUCGCCUCAUUUUUACCGUCAGGAGACGUUCAGAUUUUUGAUAGAAUUUGGCAAAAACUUAUAUCAAUUUUUGCUAAAACAUACAGUGGGGGACUUGUUCCAGUGGCAAAAACGCGCCCUUCAAAACAAAGUUUUUUCAAUUGAAGAGGGAAGCAUUUUGCCACAUUUUUGAUACUUCCCGGACCCUAAAUACUUCGUUUUUGCCGCCGAAUCAGGUCCCCUGCUGUAAGCGGGAUUUCAAACAAUGUAAUAAGCUCUGCAGAAACGCUAUCCCUUCACCUUAUUUUUUCAGUUGAUGAUUUGACCUCCCACAACAAGGGCUUUGUCUGGGACAUGAUCUCAAUGUCAUUUGGAUUCCUCUGUCUUCAAGGUGGCGUCUACAUCGACACAAUUAUCUCAACUCUAGAAACCCGGCUUCGAUCGUCCGUUAAAAAAGAAAUGAAAUUGAAAAUCAACUCGGAUAUUUACAACCGAACUCUUCAUUUGCCAUACUCGUACUACACCAAAAAAGGGAAUGAUUACGUCUUCAAUAUUAUGACCAAAGGUGUCGAGGCGGCUACGGAGUUCCCUGAGUACAUUGUGUUCGAAUUGAUCCCGGUCCUAGUGGAUCUGCUCGCCGCGUUUUACUUCUUUUCCGGCUCGAUUGACCCGGUUUUUGCGGGUGUUAUGUUGGUCAUCGCCACAAUCGACCUUGGUAAGUUAUUGAGGUUCAAGAAUGUGUGUAAUAAGUCUAAUAGCCUUUCUCACAACAGUCUUGAAUGAGUAUUCUUUCAGGAAUUAGUCGUUUCGCUGUUCACUGGACUUCACAAAGACUGGGUUACGGAUUGUCAUUCUUCCGUGAUGAGCUUUCCGUAAAAUCCAUGGGCGUUUAUUCGGCGGAGAAUUUCGAGAACAUCAAAUAUUUUGGAAACGAAGAAUACGAACUUCAAAUCCAUAAUCAAAUUGUUGAAAGGUAAGUGUCAUAAAAGCUUAAAAAAGUUUAAUUAAUAACAAUAUUUCCAGAGAGAUCGAACGAGACCGAGAUGACAAAAUCACAGGCGGCUCUUCCAGACUCAUCACUUCAUUGCUCAGAGACUGCAUUAAGCUGGUGGGCACCUUCUUCAUCGCCCUGCAACGAUCAUCCAACGACUCGAAGCUCUCGACUGGCGAUUAUUUGUUGUUUACCCAUUAUCUCCAAAAAUUUACUAAUCCCAUUGCAACCGUUCAAGGGGUUUCCGGACAAAUGAGGAGAUUCUUCUUAGACGUUGAGCCAUUAUAUCGGCUACACAAAGCUCCAACCGAAUUAGUCGAAGCUGCGGAUGAAAAUAACAAUGAGAUGGAAAUUUCCGGAGAUUUAAGGAUUGAGCAUGUGUCCUUCAGCUACCCAAAAAGUAACCUCGUUUUGGACGACGUCAGCUUCGAGGUUCCGGAAGGAAAGACAAUUGCUUUGGUGGGACCUUCGGGGAGUGGGAAAUCAACAUUGAUUCGAUUGAUGUUCAAACUUUUGGAGCCAAGUGAAGGUAAGCGAAUCGCGAGAGAGUAUGCAAAACGCGGAGAGCGGUCAGAGAGAAAAACAGUUUAUAUUUAUUUUAUUUCUCUCAAAUUUUAUAAAAAUCUGAGCGUUCACUUGUAGUAAAUACUUCCCACGUUAGAUAUGAUAUUAAAAGAUAUUGUUAGACUCAUAAAAAGCAGGCCAAAGUUUCAAGGAUACUUUUUGAUGUCUUUUUGAGUUGUCAGGGGUCAUUUGUUCUCCCUGUAAACCUGAAAGUUCUUUCAGCCUCUUCGAAGAUUGAUAUUAAAGUUUUUCCUUAAUUAAGUUAUAUUUUUAUUGACCAUCUACUAAUUUUCAGGCUCCAUCCUCCUCAACAACGUCAACAUCAACCAACUCGACGUCAAGAAGUAUCGCAGAGCAAUUAGCAUCGUUCCCCAGGACUGCACUCUUCUCUACACUUCAGUGAGGACCAAUAUUCAAUAUGGACGACUCUCGGCCGACGACGAAGCCGUCAACAAAGCCGCGAGUCUAGCGCAGAUCGGCAAGGUUCUCCGUCGAGAAGACAAAGAGGAAAAAAGAAGACUAGCGAAGAGAGGGCAAAAAGAAAAAGAGCAAACCGCUCAGCGAAAUAAAUGGCACUUCUUUUACGAUGACUAUGACGCCUAUAAUGAAAGUUAUGAUUUCCUUGACGAGGAGGAGGACGAGAGGAUGGCAAAAAUUCACAAGAUGAGCGGAGGGGAAAAACAAAGAGUUGCGAUCGCGAGAGCAAUCUUGAAAAACCCGAAAUAUCUGCUCUUGGAUGAGGUAUGUUUUUAUUUUUCAUUUUUUAGUGUUCCUCGUAAGCUCUUACAAUCGUUAUUUCAGGCCACAUCGUCACUCGAUUCGGUAACGGAACGCCAAAUUCAAAAAGCAUUGCUAGAGGUGGCCAAGGGCAAAACAUGCGUCAUCGUCGCCCAUCGACUUUCCACGAUUGCCCAUGCCGACAAUAUCAUCGUUUUAAAAAAUGGGAAAGUCGUGGAACAGGGAACGUAAGGAUUUUUAAUCCACUUUUUUAAAAUAUGUUGUUUCUAUGACUUUUAAAUCCAGUAAAAAGUACAUAAACAAAAAUGCUUUCAGCCACCAAAAUCUACUGGCUAAAGACGGGUUGUACGCGGAGAUGUGGAAUCUUCAACAAGGAAGCGAUCUCAAAUAA
Messenger RNA from Bursaphelenchus xylophilus (pine wood nematode), 3219 nucleotides. The record is from the annotation of a GenBank genome assembly. NCBI's taxonomy places the organism in Eukaryota, Metazoa, Nematoda, Chromadorea, Rhabditida, Aphelenchoididae.